Gastrolobium bilobum is the source of this 315-nucleotide messenger RNA. Its product is annotated as protein SMALL AUXIN UP-REGULATED RNA 12-like. Gene Ontology annotation, biological process: response to auxin. Lineage: Eukaryota; Viridiplantae; Streptophyta; Magnoliopsida; Fabales; Fabaceae. The record is from RefSeq and is a predicted model, not a curated record. The coding region runs from base 1 to 315 and encodes 104 amino acids. The transcript has a single exon.
AUGGCCAUUAGAAAAUCCAAUAAGCUCCCACAAGCAGAUGUUAUCAAGCAAAUUCUCAAAAGAUGCUCUAGUUUUGGAAAGAAACAGGGUUGCAAUGAAGAGGGUCUUCCUCAAGAUGUACCAAAAGGUCACUUUGCAGUGUAUGUUGGUGAAAACAGGACCAGAUAUAUUAUCCCAAUUUCAUGGUUGGCUCAUCCACAGUUUCAAAGUCUUCUCCAAAGAGCUGAGGAGGAGUUUGGGUUCAAUCAUGACAUGGGCCUUACCAUCCCAUGUGAUGAAGUUGUUUUUGAGUUCCUUACCUCAUUUAUUAGAUAA